AUGAGCGGUCUACGGAUAUUGGUCCCUGUCAAGCGGGUUAUUGACUAUGCGAUCAAGCCUCGCAUCAACAAGGCCCAGACCGGCGUCGAAACAGCCGGUGUCAAGCACUCUCUGAACCCAUUCGACGAGCUCUCAAUCGAAGAGGCCGUUCGUCUGCGCGAGCGCAAGGGCCCCAUCAAGGUUGAAGAUAUCAUCGCGCUUUCCGCCGGCGGACCUAAGACCCCCGAUGUCCUGCGAACAGCCAUGGCAAUGGGUGCUGACCGUGCAUUCCACAUCGACGUACCGGAGAAGGGCGAUGGCGGCCCGGAGCCGCUGACCAUUGCCAAGAUGCUGCGCGCUGUUGUCGAGAAGGAGAACAUCAACCUCGUCCUCCUGGGCAAGCAGGCUAUUGAUGGUGACCAGGGUCAGACUGGCCAGAUGCUUGCUGGUCUGCUUGGCUGGCCCCAGGCUACCCAGGCUAGCAAGGUCGAGAUUAAGGAUGAUGCUGGCACUGUUGAGGUUACCCAUGAGGUUGAUGGUGGUAUUGAGACACUCCGUGCUAAGCUUCCCAUGAUUAUCACUACGGAUCUGCGUUUGAAUGAGCCUCGUUAUGCCAGUCUGCCUAACAUCAUGAAGGCUAAGAAGAAGCCUCUUGAGAAGAAGACGCUGGCUGAUUUUGGUGUUGAGGAUACGCGGAGGUUGAAGACUCUCCAGGUUACCGAGCCCCCACCACGAAAGGGUGGCGGCAAGGUCGAGGAUGUCGACGGCCUUGUCUCCAAGCUGAAGGAGCUUGGUGCUCUCUAA
Messenger RNA from Penicillium antarcticum, 783 nucleotides. RefSeq names its product electron transfer flavoprotein subunit beta/FixA family protein. Gene Ontology annotation, cellular component: cytosol. The record is from RefSeq and is a predicted model, not a curated record. Lineage: Eukaryota; Fungi; Ascomycota; Eurotiomycetes; Eurotiales; Aspergillaceae. Gene Ontology annotation, molecular function: electron transfer activity. The transcript has 3 exons. The coding region runs from base 1 to 783 and encodes 260 amino acids.